UUUAUACUUUAAAUUAGACAUUAUAAAGCUCGUUUUGCAAAAAAUAUAUUCAAAUAGUAUUGUAAGCUUGUUGUAUUCAACAUGUUGUACCAAAUUUAUACUUUUUUCUUAAUCUUUUCAAUUACUGCUUUAACAUGCGGGGAACCAAACUUGCCCGCUCCAAAUAAACUAUGUCCAACUUGCGUUAAAUAUACAGGAUCCAUAGAAAUGACAGACUUAUCUAAUAACUUUAAUUUUGUUAUGCUUAAUCAAGGAAUAUUUCCUGAUCAUUCUGUUGUUUACCAAAGAUUUAAAUCAACUCCAGGUAUUCGGGCUUUCUAUUAUAUUCAAGAUCCAUUAAAACCGGUUCCUGAACCUCUUAUCGAUUUAGACCUCUGUAGCAUGCACGAUUUAAGCAAUGGUUUAGAAUCAUUUUAUCAAUUAACAACUAUUUUGGCAUCUUACAUUCUUCCAGUGGGACUACCAUGCAAAGAAGCAAUGGGUAAACGACCAAUGCCUCUAAAAGUAAGUCGGACAUCAUAUUAUUUACUGAGAGAACCAACACCAUGCAAUACAUUUAAUAUAACAGUUGAGAUUGCAACUCUUCAAGCAAAAUUAAAUCCUUAUGUAACAAUGAAUUUUACCGUAACAAAACCAGGGAAAAAAUGUAAAUUAUCGCUACCUAAAUUACCAACAACACCUACAGAACCAACUAAACCUAAAUCACCAAAACCUGCACAACCAGCAAAACCAUCAAUGGGAUAAAUAUCUAAAAAAUAAAAAAUUGUUUAUAAGUAAACAAUAAUAUUUUUUUAAAAUAUAUAUCAUUAUAAGAAUUUCUCCCCAACAAAAAUUGAAAACUGAAUUGUGUAAAAUUUACAGAAACAAUAAAAAUAAAAUCAAAAAAAAAGUUUA
Leptopilina boulardi is the source of this 894-nucleotide messenger RNA. RefSeq lists its product as uncharacterized. The transcript has 4 exons. The record is from RefSeq and is a predicted model, not a curated record. The coding region runs from base 82 to 744 and encodes 220 amino acids. NCBI's taxonomy places the organism in Eukaryota, Metazoa, Arthropoda, Insecta, Hymenoptera, Figitidae.